Molecule: messenger RNA, 763 nt
Organism: Zea mays
Lineage: Eukaryota; Viridiplantae; Streptophyta; Magnoliopsida; Poales; Poaceae
Product: protein SUBSTANDARD STARCH GRAIN 4, chloroplastic
Exons: 3
Coding region: 1-747 (248 amino acids)
Source: RefSeq, a predicted model, not a curated record
AUGGCGGCGGUCAACCUCCUCGCUGAGUCUGCCGCGGUGCGCUUGAGGGCGCCGGCGCCGCCGAGCGCGGGGGAGGAGCUUGCGGCCAGGCUCACGGAGUGCGGGUUCCCCGCCACGGCGCGCCGAGGGGGAGCGGUCGCGGGGGUUGGGGAGAGCGCGCGCAAGUGGAGGGAGAUGGCGGCCAGGAAGGAGGAACUCCUGCUGCGGAGCCGGGGCCGAGUCGCGUGGACGAUCGUCGCGCUUUGCUGCGGUUCGCAUGCGUCCCACAUCCUGCACUCGCUCGGUAUCCAUGUUGGCCACGGUGAGUUACCACGAGACAUUCAUAGCGCUGCAAAGGUUUUUGAAUCGCAGCUUGCGGAAUCAUUAUUAGAAGGUGACGGACAGCUUGCGUUCAAGAAGCUUGCAACUGCAACGCUGGAAACUUUGAUGCCAAGGAUUGAAGGCAAGGGUGAGUUUGGACAGGCACGGUGGCGACUGGUUUAUGCUCCGCAGAUCCCAAGUUUACUCUCUGUGGAUCCAACAGUUGAUCCGCUAAAAUCUCUGGCAAACAAUAUCUCUUUUGCCACGGAGGUCGAAGUGCAGCUCGGAAAACGCCUUCAGGCCUCUGUCGUCAGGCAAAUGAAAGAUUCAGAAAUGGCGAUGCAGUGGACGCUGAUAUAUCAGCUAACCAGUAGGCUCCGUGUUCUCUUCCAGUCUACUCCAUCCAAUAGGCUUCUCUUCGAGUAUUCAGCAACAUCACAGGAAUGAUUCAUUUUUUGUUAUU